This is a messenger RNA of Trematosphaeria pertusa, 1130 nucleotides long. Its product is annotated as mitochondrial succinate dehydrogenase iron-sulfur subunit. Gene Ontology annotation, biological process: aerobic respiration; tricarboxylic acid cycle; respiratory electron transport chain. Gene Ontology annotation, cellular component: mitochondrial membrane. The coding region runs from base 27 to 947 and encodes 306 amino acids. Gene Ontology annotation, molecular function: electron transfer activity; 2 iron, 2 sulfur cluster binding. Lineage: Eukaryota; Fungi; Ascomycota; Dothideomycetes; Pleosporales; Trematosphaeriaceae. The transcript has 4 exons. The record is from RefSeq and is a predicted model, not a curated record.
ACCCAAUUCCACGACAACACGAUACAAUGGCAGCUACACGCGCCCUCGCUCGCCUGGCUACGACGCGGACGGCCCUCCGUCCUGCCGUCCUCUCACGCGGCUUUGCCUCCGUGACCGACACGCACGCCCGCGACCCUGUCUCCAAGACUGCUGAGAAAAUAGUGCCAGACCCAGCUCGCAAGCCUACUCCGGAGAGCAAGACAUCGACGGUCAAGGAACCGGAGCCCGCCAAAGAUGCGAAGAUCAAGUCAUUCCACAUUUACCGCUGGAACCCGGAUGAGCCCACCUCGAAGCCGCGCAUGCAGACAUACACCCUGGACUUGAACAAGACGGGCCCUAUGAUGCUGGAUGCGCUGAUCCGGAUCAAGAACGAAAUGGACCCUACUUUGACUUUCCGGAGGAGUUGCCGCGAGGGAAUUUGCGGGAGCUGUGCAAUGAACAUUGAUGGCGUCAACACGCUGGCUUGCCUUUGCCGCAUCCCCACCGACACCGCCAAGGCAUCCCGUAUCUACCCUCUCCCGCACAUGUUCAUUGUCAAGGACCUGGUGCCGGAUAUGACGCUCUUCUACAAGCAGUACCGUUCAAUCAAGCCAUAUCUCCAGCGCGACACUCCUCCACCGGACGGUCGCGAAUACCGCCAAUCAAAGGCGGAGCGCAAGAAGCUCGACGGUCUCUACGAAUGCAUUCUCUGCGCCUGCUGCUCGACAUCCUGCCCGUCGUACUGGUGGAAUCAGGAGGAGUACCUCGGCCCGGCUGUCCUCCUCCAAUCCUACCGCUGGAUAGCCGACUCGCGAGAUGAAAAGAAAGCUGAGCGCCAGGAUGCGCUGAACAACAGCAUGAGCUUGUACCGAUGCCACACUAUCCUCAACUGUUCGAGGACGUGCCCGAAGGGGUUGAACCCAGCGCUUGCGAUUGCUGAGAUUAAGAAGAGCAUGGCUUUCACAUGAGGAUCUUGACAAGCUUUUGAUGGAAUUCGGAAGACAUUGAGGACUGGAUAAAGCGUGCUAUAGCUGGUUUUGCCAUUUCUUGUGUACAUGUGUGUGAAGUCGCUGGUCGCUGUUCCAGAGUAUGCAACUGUACUUGUGAAGUCUGUACGCGACUACCAGAAUGAAAAUUCCUUUGGUUUAAAU